Culex pipiens pallens (northern house mosquito) is the source of this 1651-nucleotide messenger RNA. RefSeq names its product pupal cuticle protein Edg-91-like. Lineage: Eukaryota; Metazoa; Arthropoda; Insecta; Diptera; Culicidae. The transcript has 2 exons. Bases 574 to 1062 code for a protein of 162 amino acids. The record is from RefSeq and is a predicted model, not a curated record.
UGGAAGACCUUCAGCCACGACUCCUGCCCACGCACUGAACCUUGCAGGGCUAGCCAAACUUUGCCAAUCGUAGACCCGCGAGCCAAAUGAUAUAAUUAACUCAAUUAACGCACUUCAAACGCCCUCCCCGUGUACGGAGGCCGUUGCAUAAAACCAACAUGUAAAAUACUUGCAGGUACAACCGCCGAUUGCAACUCUACUACUCAACAAUCGCGCGCGCGCGCCCAAUCCGGAAUAGUAGCGUACACAGAAUUCUCAGGCCUAAAUCGGUAUGUUUGGGCCGGGUUACCGACGUUUGGUACAACUGGCGUUCGGUGCGUAAGGCGAUAAGGUGAGGCCGGUCAGGCGGAACUCGCGCGAAGCAGCUGUUGGCCACCACCUCCCCACAGGUGGACUGGGUUAGGAGUGGUGAAAUUUGCAAGCAUUUCUUCGCCAAGUUACAGAUUAACUAUACUUUUCACUAUAAAAACCUUCACCGCCCAAUCAAAGCCAUCAGUUGUCCACAGUUCAUCAGUUCAGUCAGUUCAGUUUCAAUCGGUUUUUGUGCGCGGUUGUACAGUACUAAGGUUCAGAAUGUUCAAGCUUGGGUCUACGGUAGUGCUCCUGGUUGCGUUCAGCGCGGUGGUCCUCGGCAGACACGACGGAGAAGGUCGGCUGGGACGCCGCGGCGGCAAGAUCAAGUCUGGCAAGAACGGCCUGGCAUAUCUGGGAGCGCUUGGAGCAAGUACCUUCGGAGGAUUUGACAGCAGCUAUCAUCAUGGACCGACGUUCUCGGUGUACCCGUCCAACUACCUGCACGGUGGAUACGCCCCAAGCUACGGCUCCUAUGGACAUCACGGACACAAGGACGGUGGCUUCGAACAGCCCAAGAAGGGAUUCCAUCUGGGCUACGAGGUCGGCUACCAGGGCCACCUCGGAUACAUCAAGCUGAAGCGUGACAACCUGCGCCACGUCCAGGUCAGCCUCGGCCUGGGCCGUCCCGGUUCCACCGGUGGUGCCGGAUACGGGUCUGCCUUCCCGUACGCCACCGCACUCCUGCCCAUCCUAGCCUCCGGCAAGUAGGAGGCCUCCCCCGAGUGCACCACAAGACUUGUCAAAUGCAACAACAACUGCAACAGCUACAGCAAGAAGACGACAACCUCAUCCCACAAAAUCACACAACAUCUAACCUGGGAGAGUUCACACCGAAAUUCAACCAACCCGAGGAGUUCAAGGUCAGCCAACCUAACCCAGCCAGCCAGCCAGCAAAUCAGUCAACCUUGCGGCAAAAAAAUACCAACAACCGCAAAACUAAAAAAAACAUGCAGGAAAAAAACGGCAAACAUGGACAGCCAAGAGCCACGCGCAAGCUUAGGGGGUUCAGGUGUAGCAAAUUCACAAUUAUACAUGCAUCAACAGCAGCAAACAAGCGAGUAAUAGUUGGUUGAGUCGAGUGUCGAGCGACCGAAUUUAAAGACUAGGAAAAAAAAAAACUAAAAUCAGUAGCUGUAGCAUGUUUUGCAUAAUUGCUACUUAAAAAGCGUGGUUCAAUUAGAUGAACCGAUUUGUUUUAUAGAUUAGAUAGGCACACUUUGAAAUGGAGCGGAAAAAUGGAGCAUGCAUGGUUAUGAUAAAACCGAUUGUGUGAUACCGUGACCGAAUAAAAUAAACA